This is a messenger RNA of Arxiozyma heterogenica, 798 nucleotides long. RefSeq names its product bifunctional precorrin-2 dehydrogenase/sirohydrochlorin ferrochelatase MET8 (gene MET8). Bases 1 to 798 code for a protein of 265 amino acids. Gene Ontology annotation, molecular function: precorrin-2 dehydrogenase activity; protoporphyrin ferrochelatase activity. Gene Ontology annotation, biological process: siroheme biosynthetic process. NCBI's taxonomy places the organism in Eukaryota, Fungi, Ascomycota, Saccharomycetes, Saccharomycetales, Saccharomycetaceae. The transcript has a single exon. The record is from RefSeq and is a predicted model, not a curated record.
AUGAGAUCUUUACAAGUAGCACAUAGAUUAGAAGGCAAGGAUGUUCUAUUAAUCGGAGGAGGUGAGGUAGCCAUGACGAGGAUACCCAAGUUGUUACCGACUGGAUGUAAAAUAACACUAGUUGCUCCAAUUUUAGAUAAAUUUCUAAAAGAGAAAUAUUUUUGUUCCAAUAAUGGUAUACAUACAGUUUCCAGUGGUCAAAUAAGUAUUAGAAAAGAUUGGACACCUGAAGAUUAUUCCAUUUAUAAAAUUAUUGAAUCCAAAUUCCAUGAGGACUAUUUAUUACAAUCUUCGACGUGGUCAAUGAUUUUGCUAUGCAUACCUGACAAAUUGGAGUCUGAGAGGAUAUAUCAUCUUUGUAAACGCAAGUAUGGUCAACAACAAAUGAUUAAUGUGGCAGAUAUCCCUAAAUUCUGCGAUUUCUAUUUCGGUUCGAAUAUAAAUUUAACUAAAGAUGGUAAUUUGCAAAUCUUGAUUAGCUCAAACGGAUUAUCACCGAGAUUCACUUCCUUAGUGAAAAACGAAAUUGGCUCAAUGUUUGAAGACUGGGAAUUAGAUGGAGCAUUGGAGAAGCUAGGACAAUUAAGAUCAAGUAUACGUCAACUAACGGAUAUGGACAUCAGUAUCAAAUAUAGAAUGCAAUGGAUCAAAAAAUGCACUGAUAUUUUUGGUCUUUCUUAUUGCCAUAAAAUCGACGUCAAUAAGUUAGUGGAAUUAUUUAAAUCAAUGACUUCAAUUGAACCGAAGAGUUUAGAAUUCCCAUCAAGGGAACACAUGUUGAGUAACUACACAUCGUAA